AUGACCAUGGAUGCUGUCUUAUCAGUCCAAAGGGCAUUACAGGAAAGUCAGAAGGAAAACUCUGACCUCCAUUACAAAGUUAAACAAAUUGAAGAAGAGAAGCUUCAACUAGAGGAGAAGUGCAGACAAUUGGAAGCACGAAAUAAAGACCUGGAAGGAAAACAGCAACGCCAGCCUGAUAUAAAAAUGAUAAAUGAGGGCUGGGGAAUGAAGUUUGCUCAAGGACGAAAGAAGUUUUUCUCCCGUUUUCUUUCGUCGGGACAGAGUGCUGAAUUAAAAGAAACAUCUGCCCAGCUUCAAGGAAAGAAAGCUACUAUUGAGGAGAUACAAUGGGAUCUCCAAAACAUGGAGCAAAAGAAUCAGGUGCUUCAAGGAAAACUCAAUGAAGCUGAGAAAACAAUUGAAAAAAUCCGCCAACAGGAAGAAGAAAAACGUAUUCUCCAGGACUUAGAGAGAAGGAAUCUAGAACUGCGAGAACUUUGUAAUGAAAUGAAGGACAAAAAAUCUGAACUGGAAAGAGAAAAGGAAAUACAAAUGCAGCACAAACUCAAAGCCAUGAGGGAAAUGUACGUAGAUCUGACAGUGAGGUUUGAUGAAACAGAGUGCAAAAAUAAAGAGCUUCUUGAAGAAAAAAAGCAACAGGAAGAAGAAAAACGUAUUCUCCGGAAGUUUGAGAGAAGGCAUCUAAAACUGCAAGAAUUUUGUAAUGAAAUGAAGGACAAAACACCUGAACUGGAAAGAGAAAAAGAAACACCAAUGGAGCACAAACUCAAAGCCAUGAGGGAAAUGUAUGUAGAUCUGAAAGUCAGGUUUGAUGAAACAGAGUGCAAAAAUAAAGAGCUUCUUGAAGAAAAAAAGCAACAGGAAGAGGAAAAACGUAUUCUCCAGGACUUUGAGAAAAGGAAUCUAGAACUACGAGAAUUUUGUAAUGAAAUGAAGGACAAAACACCUGAACUGGAAAGAGAAAAGGAAAUACUGGAAAAGCAAUGUUCAGAGAUGCAGUGUACGAUCGAUGGAAUAAGGAAAAAACACUCAGAGCUCAUGAAUGUGAUGUUGUUGAGGGUCACUGACUUGAGGAGCCAAAUAACUGAAAUGGAGGCACAAAAGCAACAACAAGAGAAAAAAUGGGAACACCUGCUGCGUAUGCAUGAAGAAUUCAAGAGAAAAAUUGACCUGAAAGAAGAGAUGUACAACAAAAAACAAGAGAGAAAUACAGACAUGCGCAAGGCAAAUCGAAUGGAGAAGGCAACAUACAAAGACCCGAAAGAAAAGCCUAGAAAAGAACAAGCAGGAUUAAAAGAAAUGGAGCAAAGAUGCAAGCAACUCGAGAAGCAAAAUGCAGAAACAAACGAUCAGUUGAGAACCCUUAUCCUGGAGAAAAAAGCGCUCAUGGAAAAAUACCUGGAAACGAAGAAAAGAGGCUUCUGCUGGUUAUUCAGAUGAUUUAGCCUCGUCUUCCUCCACCUGUGAGCCAUCUUAAUUGUCACC
Messenger RNA from Maylandia zebra (zebra mbuna), 1488 nucleotides. The record is from RefSeq and is a predicted model, not a curated record. NCBI's taxonomy places the organism in Eukaryota, Metazoa, Chordata, Actinopteri, Cichliformes, Cichlidae.